Molecule: messenger RNA, 1055 nt
Organism: Cucurbita maxima (winter squash)
Lineage: Eukaryota; Viridiplantae; Streptophyta; Magnoliopsida; Cucurbitales; Cucurbitaceae
Product: 60S ribosomal protein L7a-1
Exons: 7
Coding region: 116-889 (257 amino acids)
Biological process (GO): ribosome biogenesis
Cellular component (GO): ribonucleoprotein complex
Source: RefSeq, a predicted model, not a curated record
CCAUCUUGUUCUUAUUUUGCCCUAGCCGUCUGCUCUCCCUCUCUGCUUCAGUUUGCCGCCGCUUAUUUAUAUUCCAUCCUUCUUCUCAAUCGCCCUUUCACCAGGCUCGGGUAAAAUGGCGCCAAAGAAAGCUGUUGGAAAGGCUUUGGCGAAAAAGAAGGCGGAGAAGGUGGUGAAUCCACUAUUUGAGAAACGGCCAAAGCAAUUUGGAAUUGGUGGUGCAUUGCCGCCGAAGAGGGAUUUGACUAGGUUCGUCAAAUGGCCAAAAGCUGUUCAAAUUCAGAGGAAGAAGAGGAUUCUUAAGCAGAGGUUGAAGGUUCCUCCAGCGUUGAAUCAGUUCACUAAAACCCUUGACAAAAAUCUUGCCACAAACCUGUUCAAGAUGCUUUUGAAGUAUAGGCCAGAGGACAAAGCACAGAAAAGGGAGCGUCUUAUUAAGAGAGCUCAGGAAGAGGCUGAAGGCAAGCCACAUGAUGCCAAGAAACCUAUUGUUGUUAAAUAUGGUCUCAACCAUGUCACCUAUCUCAUUGAGCAGAAUAAGGCACAGUUGGUGGUGAUCGCCCAUGAUGUGGAUCCAAUUGAGCUCGUUGUUUGGCUCCCGGCCCUCUGCAGGAAGAUGGAAAUUCCAUACUGCAUUGUUAAGGGAAAAGCACGAUUGGGAGCGAUUGUCCAUCAAAAGACUGCAUCAGUAUUGUGCUUGACAACCGUGAAGAACGAGGAUAAGUUGGAGUUCAGCAGGAUCCUCGAAGCUAUUAAGGCCAAUUUCAACGACAAGUAUGACGAGUACAGGAAGAAAUGGGGUGGUGGAAUCAUGGGUUCCAAGUCCCAGGCUAAAACUAAAGCAAAGGAGAGGCUUCUGGCCAAAGAAGCUGCUCAAAGAAUGUCUUAGAGAUGAGAGUUGGCAAUUAUUUUUGGGUCAUAGCUUCUUCAAUAUCAUCAUGAGAGAGUUUAGAAGUUUUGUUUACUUUUCAUUUGCUACUCAUUUGCUGAUUUCAGAUCUAGUUUUAUUGUUGCACUCUUUUAAUGGUUAAUACUUUUGAUUUCAUAUCCUCACA